Molecule: messenger RNA, 336 nt
Organism: Porites lobata
Lineage: Eukaryota; Metazoa; Cnidaria; Anthozoa; Scleractinia; Poritidae
Source: the annotation of a GenBank genome assembly
UCAACGACUUUUUCUGAGGCUUGCAACAUACGAAAUUCAAGUCGAGUACAUCUGUGGGAAGGACAACUCAAUUGCAGACGCCCUGAGUCGAGUCGACUCUCUCAGUCCAAAGCCUAUGGACUCAAAGCAGACAACCGACUUGACAGAACCAGAAUUGCCACCACUGCUGAUCCAGCCUUGAACCAGUUAUGGCAUUACAUCUUUCACGGUUGGCCGCUUCAGAGGCAGCAACUCUCAGAACGAUUACAACAAUAUUGGAAUUACCGUGAAGAACUUGCAGUUGAAGAUGGCCUGAUAUUCAAAGCACAUCGACUUGUGAUUCCAACUUCACUGUGA